Messenger RNA from Aspergillus costaricaensis CBS 115574, 1187 nucleotides. Its product is annotated as casein kinase II subunit beta family protein. Gene Ontology annotation, molecular function: protein kinase regulator activity. Gene Ontology annotation, cellular component: protein kinase CK2 complex; cytoplasm. NCBI's taxonomy places the organism in Eukaryota, Fungi, Ascomycota, Eurotiomycetes, Eurotiales, Aspergillaceae. The record is from RefSeq and is a predicted model, not a curated record. The coding region runs from base 234 to 1028 and encodes 264 amino acids. The transcript is spliced from 3 exons.
CAACGCCAAACCACCCUCAUUAUCGCUCGCGAACCCCGAAUCUGCUUUUCUUCCGGAAACGUGACUGUUGGAUGCUUUAAGAAGGAUUGUUCCAACUGUACAGUUCUGGGGGCUCUCCUGCACUGGAGUUGUCCGACCGGCUCUCUCAGCAACUGCUACAGGCCAAGCACGAAUUACUACUAGUCUUUCUUAAUCACAUCCCCCUCGGCGGAGUCUGCUAGUGGAAAGGAACCAUGGAGGACUUCAACAGCGAAACCGACAGUGACUACACUAGCUACUGGAGAGAUUGGUUCAUCUCAUCUCGUGGAAACGAAUACUUCUGCGAAAUCGACGAAGAUUACUUGACCGAUCGCUUCAACCUUACCGGCCUGAACACCGAGGUCGCCUACUACCAGUAUGCUUUGGACCUUGUGACGGACGUGUUCGACCUCGACGCGGACGACGACCUGCGCGAGCAAAUUGAGAAGUCGGCGCGUCACCUCUACGGUCUGGUUCAUGCCAGAUACAUUGUCACAACUCGCGGUCUUGCCAAGAUGGUUGAGAAAUACAAGCGCUGCGAUUUCGGCAAAUGCCCCCGUGUUAUGUGUGAUGGACACCCCCUCCUGCCCAUGGGCCAGCACGACGUUGCCAACCAGAGCACUGUUCGCCUGUACUGCCCCAAGUGCGAGGAUAUCUACAACCCCAAGUCGUCUCGUCAUGCUUCUAUCGACGGCGCUUACUUCGGCACUUCGUUCCACAGCAUGCUCUUCCAGGUUUAUCCUGCUCUGCUUCCCGAGAAGAGCAUUCGCCGCUAUCAGCCCCGUUGCUUCGGCUUCAAGGUGCACGCCAUGGCUGCCCUUGCGCGCUGGCAGGAUGCUUACCGGGAGGAGACAAAGGCGUCCCUUCGUGAAGCCGGUGUGGAAGCCAAAUACAUCGAAGACGACAGUGAGGAGGAAGAGCUAGAUGACGACGACGAGCCUAUCUCGGAGACCAAGGAAGAGAGAGUCGCCGGCGAUGCCGCCUCUGGCCGUAUGGAUCUUGGCAACUGAUUGACGCUCCCUGGCAUGAUCUUUCUGCUUCAUCGGAGUUUCCUCAUUUUCCUCUCAUAUCCACUUGGCAUGGGCGCAGCAUUAUGAACUUGCAUUUCAUCGCGCGUCUGGAUCGUUCUCUCCGGUUUCACUUCCUUUUUUUUUUUUUUUUUCUUUUUU